Messenger RNA from Nanorana parkeri, 1394 nucleotides. RefSeq names its product methyltransferase like 17 (gene METTL17). The transcript is spliced from 15 exons. Lineage: Eukaryota; Metazoa; Chordata; Amphibia; Anura; Dicroglossidae. Bases 57 to 1382 code for a protein of 441 amino acids. The record is from RefSeq and is a predicted model, not a curated record. Gene Ontology annotation, biological process: translation. Gene Ontology annotation, molecular function: structural constituent of ribosome; methyltransferase activity. Gene Ontology annotation, cellular component: mitochondrial small ribosomal subunit.
AUGCAGCGCACGGAUAGCACUUCAUAGGUGAAGUUUUGACACUGGAUGGGCCCACGAUGUUAUCGUUAAGGUUCUGUACCCGGCUUAUCAGGGCAUUGAGCUCUGCAGCCUCUGGGAAGCCUCAGUUUGACAACUCCAUAGAUUUUUUGUCUAAUGUUCCUCACCGCAAGCAUCCAGGAAUCUUGCACUUGAAUAUAGUACGUCUGCCACAGGAAGCUGAGGAUGCAGCCAAGUAUAUUCUAAAAAAAUGCCAUAUCCAAGGUAUGGAAGAGCAUGCAGCUGCUUUGAGUAACUACCUAUGGAGCAGGAAACGCCCUAUUGAGGAUACUGAAUUGAGGAUAAAAGCAUCAGCAAUAGAGGAUGAGUUUAAAGCCAGAUUACCAGAUUCAGAGGAGAACACUCCUGCAUAUAAGGGAAAGAUAAAAAGUCAAGUACUAAAUGCUUUGCGUAAGCAAACGUAUAACUGGCAGCCUUUGAGUUACACAGAGCAGACUGCCACGGUGUAUUUGGCUGCGCGCUUUGAUGGAGGAUAUGCUGCAGUAACAAGAGCUCUACAAGAGAUACGUCAGCGUGUUCCUGAUUUUACGCCUCAGACAUUGUUGGAUUUUGGCUCUGGUGUUGGAUCAGUUUCAUGGGCAGCGCAUUCUAUAUGGGGUACCAGUCUGAAAGAGUACAUGUGUGUUGACAGUUCAGAAUCAAUGAACCAGCUCAAUGAAUUGAUUUUGAGAGGUGGAGAAGAGACAGGCGAUAUUGGUGGUCAGGUGCAGUAUGACUUGGUGAUUUCUGCUUUCUCCUUAAAUGAGCUUCCCAACCUGUCUGCAAGACAAAUGAACAUCCGGGCUUUAUGGAGGAAAACAGGAGGUUUCCUGGUGCUGGUGGAAAAUGGCACUAGAGAAGGCCAUCAACUUUUAAUGGAGGCCAGAGAAACUAUCUUAAGAGUGAGUGACAAGGAAAUUUGGGACCAUCGGCCAGCAUGUAUAUUUGCUCCGUGUCCUCAUCAACUGGAAUGUCCCAGACUGGCUGAAAGCUCCAAGCUGCCCUGUAACUUUGUGCAGCAGUACCAUUCAUUACCACUAAGAUGGCACCCACCCCACCGCUGGGAGAAGUUUUCCUUUUUGGUGUUUUCCCGUGGCACUGUGAGUGAAAAUGGUAACCAGUGGCCACGUGUAAUUGGACCUGUGCUGUCAAGACCACGCCAUGUUCACUGCCACACAUGUGGCGCUGAUGGGAAGCUACACCAUGAUGUCAUCACACCUCAGAGGCACGGAAGGGACCUGUACCGCUGUGCUAGGAAUUGUGAAUGGGGAGACCGUCUACCAGCACUAAUUUCUCACUCUACUGAUCCUGAUACGUGUGAAAAUGAGAAGACAAAUGAUUCAUGAUAAUGGAGCAGA